Messenger RNA from Wickerhamiella sorbophila, 2655 nucleotides. RefSeq lists its product as hypothetical. The coding region runs from base 1 to 2655 and encodes 884 amino acids. Gene Ontology annotation, molecular function: osmosensor activity. Lineage: Eukaryota; Fungi; Ascomycota; Dipodascomycetes; Dipodascales; Trichomonascaceae. Gene Ontology annotation, biological process: fungal-type cell wall organization; osmosensory signaling pathway via Sho1 osmosensor; establishment of cell polarity. The transcript has a single exon. The record is from RefSeq and is a predicted model, not a curated record. Gene Ontology annotation, cellular component: site of polarized growth; plasma membrane; cell surface.
AUGAGUUCGCCAUCGUUCAAAUCGUUGGUACUUUUGUUUACUGUCUUGCCUUUAGCAAGAGCCAAUAUCGUUAGCCAAAUCGCAAACGCCAUUGAUGGUCUAUUUGACGAGGCCACAAACGAGGCUCAACAGAGGUUCAACUGGUCCUUGGCUGCUACAACGACAGAGGGUCCAGCUACAGAGGCUCUUUUGACUUCUGUAGACGUGCCACUGCAGCAGCCAACGACUUCAUUAACAUCACCACUCAUACCAUUUCCUCUUAUCUCACUGCCUACUUCGCCAAUCACUGCGACUGUCGCCCCAGGAACAUCAUCACUGAGUGCAGUCGAAACAUUUUUGACCAGUUCUCCUAUUACGGAAGAGAUCCCUUCCACAACUUCUAGUGAAUCGGAACCCACGUUUGCCAUCCCUCUUGUCACUUUGACCUCAUCUUCUGAGGGCGUCACCAGCGUCUAUACUGUGGCACCCAGCAUUGGAACUGUAGCAGUUCCCCAGAAUACGUUUCCUAUUGCAACGCGUACGGUAACUGUUCCCGGUGAUAGAACUAUUACAGUCAACCCCGAAACCGUCACUGUGGGAGGAGUUGAGACAGAUACCCUACAAACGGCUAGCCAGCCGGCAACCACGUACGUCACAUUGCAAACGCAGUCAUUCGGAGCUCCUUCCUCGAUCAUUACUCAACAGGUCGACACAGUCGUAGUCUCUUCAUUGACAAGCACCGCGGGAGAGGAUGAGACAGACACCCUAAAAACGGCUAGCGAGCCGGCCAGUGAGCCUGCAAGCACGUCCGAACUAGUACAACCGGAUACGCUUGGUGUUACCACAACUCGACUGAUGGACACAGUUAUAAUAGCUCCUACAACGACGUCAAGUACAGGAGCAGAGGGAGUAGACGCUGCAUCUGCGACCACUGUUAGUGUACUAGCCAGUGGAACUAUCAGUCCUCCUUUUUCCGUUGUCGAAUCAACUGUUUAUAUUCCAACAGCUGAAGUUCCCAGUCCCACUACGACUACAGCCGAGAACACGAUUGAAACCCCGGUCACUACAGCUGCUGAGACAGCCGUAACCAUUGCUACAACCCCGACCAAUACUAUGGCCAGUCCUACGGUCGACAACACUGAACCAACCAGUCUUGGGCCCGCUGUAAGUUCGCAUCUUGUGACAACGGAACCGGUAACCACGCCAGUUGCUCCGUCGCUAGUCACUUCAGUCGAGGCGGCAUCAGUGUCGGUGUUAUAUUCUACGGGUUUGCAGGCUACUGGACCCGCGACAACACAGCAGACACCUUUGCCCAUGACGUCGCUGGAGCUGUCCUCUGCACCUGAGCCCACAGUGGUACCUAUCAUUUCUGAAACCACUUCUGGAAGCGAGCAGCCAUCUUCGCUAUCAGCUGUACUAACUGUUUCAGGAACGCAGGACAAUACUGUCACUCCUGUUGCAGAGCCUACGACUAGUACAGAGGCUGCCUCAUCUAGCGCUAGCCUAGAGGGUGCCCCAACUAGUGCUAGCCCAGAGGCUUCUCCAUCUAGCGCUAGCCUAGAGGUUGCAACAUUGACUGCUAGCACGGCGGUUGCGCCAUCUACUGUGACUUCGGUUCAGCAGGUGCCACCAACCACCCAGACAAGUCCAAACCCGGGGACAACUGCGACGCAGACACAGCCAGUUGAGACGGUGCUCACUUCUGCCCUUGGUCCAGAGUCCCCAACAACUUCAUCCUCUACAUCGCAGAACACAAACUGGCUGCCUGACGGUUUAAUUACCGCAACAGCUAGUCCAACAUCGAAGCCAAUAGCUACCCAAACAGGCCAGGAUGAGUCUAGCGCCAGCACAAGCACGACAGCAAAUCUGCCACAGGUAAUUGCGCCAGCAGUUGCUCCAACAAACACAGCAGGAAUGGUUGAGAUGCAGCUUGGUUUCAAAUACCCGUUGAACUAUCCUUUCGUGGCCUCCAACCCAUUGGCAGCUGCUCAGAUUGCCGAGUACUUGCCUGAGGGCGUUGCGUAUGGCCUUGGCUUGGACAGUAGUAAGGUGCAGCUCAGGUACCUUGUUCCUUACGCUAUGACCGACUAUGAUGCGACGGUUGUUCGGUUUUACCUGCCCAAGAAAAAUGUGGACGGCUUUGUUUCAGGCAUUGGCGACCCUAGCAGCAUGAUGUUCAGCAAUCCAAACCCGACCAUUGCUACUUUAAUGAGUCUCAUUGACACAUCAAUUCCUACAACACCAGAGGAUAGCACGAACACGAACGAUGGUUCCUCUGGUGGCAGCAGUGGUAGUGGCGACUCGUCAAGUUCGGGACCAACUAAUGGCUGGGUAGGAUCGCUUGAUCAAAGCAUGCAACCAAGCAUGAAGUCUUCUCGGGCGUCAGGAAAAACCGCCGGCAUCUCUGUGGGUACUGUGGGCGGUGCAGUCGCGAUCGGUAGUGUUGUAGCGAUUGUGCUUGCCCGCAAACGCCGGAAGCGGCGUGCCCAGCUCUCGGACACAGACAGCGAGGUCUCUGUGGCGUCGGAUGAUGCGUCUACCUACAGCUAUGAUCCGUUUGACUCUUAUCGUCUUUCCCACGCCUCCAGCAUCAGCGACAUUAUGCCUGCUCCUGCUAGGGGCCCGCUUCCUAUUUCUCAGCCGGUAAUGAGUGAAAACAGUUUAGGUUGGUUAUAA